ACGAAGCGCAUCGACGACGACGCAAUUCGUUCGCGAGACCUGAGAUCUCCCAGUGUCGCCUUAAUAAAACACGAGUCCCCCCAGCGAUCUGAAACCCGUGCACCACAUACCAGCAAUACCGCAGCGAUGCCGUCGGAACGCGACUACCAAAUUUCCCCCAUUGUGCAGGAAUCCGUGAUGCACAACACCAAGACCCUAUCAAACUUGCAAAGUCUUUCGGCAUCUCUCUUCGGUGUCGCGGCCGGCAUCCUCGGUCUCGAAUCAUACAACGGCUUCCUGUUCUACCUCAUCUUCUCCUUCAUCACCGCCGGCUUGUUCUACAUUCUACGCAUCGCUCCCGAAUCGACAUCAGCAGGUCUGCCAUUCCUCAGCACGAGCCGUUACUUCAAGGGACCGUUCGACUUCUGGACAAGUGGACUGCUUGGAGGUCUCUCUGGAUUCAUUCUCACCUGGACGUUAUUCUACGGUUUGGUGAGGGCAUGA
Molecule: messenger RNA, 483 nt
Organism: Colletotrichum orchidophilum
Lineage: Eukaryota; Fungi; Ascomycota; Sordariomycetes; Glomerellales; Glomerellaceae
Exons: 2
Biological process (GO): protein folding in endoplasmic reticulum; autophagosome assembly
Cellular component (GO): EMC complex; endoplasmic reticulum; membrane
Source: RefSeq, a predicted model, not a curated record